This is a messenger RNA of Funneliformis mosseae, 1653 nucleotides long. Lineage: Eukaryota; Fungi; Glomeromycota; Glomeromycetes; Glomerales; Glomeraceae. The record is from the annotation of a GenBank genome assembly.
AUGAGUUCAUCAAAUUCUAAAGAAAAGGGUAACUCUCUCGCUGAUUCGAUGCCUGCGCAUAGACAUGGUCAUCUUGAAGAUAUGAAAAAUAUUGAAGAUACCAGCAAAUUUGAGAAAGCAAUUUACAAUUAUGUUCCUUUGCUCAUCCCUUCACUUCGCUAUGUCAAUUAUUUGAAACGCGUCUUCGAAUAUUUAUUCUAUACGUUAUUAUUUGAUGUUACGAUGCCAUUCGUUAAACCUCUCAAUUUUUUUGUCAUGUUUAUUCUUUUUCCAAUUGGCGCACUUAUUUUAAUUGUUCUCGAUAUUAUCCUUCGCGCCUUCUCCUUCUUGAGUAUUGAUACAUCUGUAAAACCGGUGAGGGAUUGGGGUGCUUUGUCGGAAAAUAAUUAUGAUGAGAUCGUUCGUAAAGGAGUUUAUGAAUUGGGAAAACCAUUUGAAAGUUACGAGGAUGAACAAGAUGGUGACGUCAAAAUCUUUAAACAGAUUAGAAAUUUUAACAUCGAUAUGGUGGAAACGCUUUUAUUCUUGGCUACCACAGUAUAUGAAAGGAAGGAGGAAUAUGUAAACAAUGCGAUCAAUAGAAUCCAAAAAAUUCAAACUUCAAGCGCAGAAGCGACUCCACAGGAUAUUAAAUAUAUUAAAGGUCAACUUCUGGAAGCUGAAAAGAACAUUGUAAGACAAGCAGAGGAUUGGGGAUUAGGAUUUACUUCCAUUUCUGAAUUAAAUUCUCUCGGUGGACCUUACGCUGGAAUGUUUUGGAGUAAAGAAAGAAAAUUCAUCGUGGUGGCCUUCAAGGGGACCACAGCAGCUUAUUUUAGUGAAUGGUUAAUUGAUUUCUUGGUACAAAAGAUUGACGCUAGAGCUUAUCUUUAUGGAAAAGUACAUGAAGGUUUUUACACUUCCUUGUUCCCUAAAAACGAUAAAGAGUCUUCAAAAUAUUAUAGAAGAAGUCCAUCGAUGAGAUUAAUCGAAGCUAUACGUAGUAAGGCAGCAGAAAUUACAGAUUAUAAUGAACAAGACGGUCCAGUUUCGGUGUGGAUUACCGGUCAUUCUUUGGGUGGAGGUUUGGCUACACUAUUUUAUACUCGCUUGUUGAAAUCACCAGAAAUUUUGGGCAAAAAUUGUAUGCUUCGUGAUGGACUCGCUUUCGCGGCACCAAUUGUUGGUGAUGACAAUUUCGCAUCAUCCUUUUCUUCCCGAUCCAACAAACCAUAUGAAACUUCUGCAACUUUAUGGAGAGUUAUAGCAGGAAGUGAUAUCGUACCUCAUGUUGCACCGGCCAACCGUAACCCUAAAAUACAACGUUAUUUUACAAACGUCGAAGCCAUCAAUUAUGUUCAUAUAGGAGAAGAAAUUACGUUCAAUUUUGACGGUUCACGACCAUCAGCGACGAGACCCGUCUUGGGAACGGAAGACUAUUUUGUUUUUGAUAAAAUGUCAACUUGGGGCGAUUUAAAAUUCGCUUUUAAAGGAAGUCAAAAGAAACAACAUUUACGAAAACCAGUUAAUGUUAAUGUGAAUAAACCUUUAUAUGCUUUUGAAAAGCUUUAUCCACUUCCUAUUCGAAAUCAUCUACCACAUCAUAAAGUAGUCUUAUCUGAUCAUGAAAGUUCAAAUGAAACAAUUUCAAGUUUAACUUCUUUCGGUAAAUAG